Hydatigera taeniaeformis is the source of this 834-nucleotide messenger RNA. The record is from the annotation of a GenBank genome assembly. Lineage: Eukaryota; Metazoa; Platyhelminthes; Cestoda; Cyclophyllidea; Taeniidae.
CGUGCACGACGACUGGUUCGCGAGAUCUCCGCCUAUUGGUGCGUUCGUAGUGGCAAUGGGGUCGGCGGCGGAGUCGCUGGUAGCACUAGCGUUGGAGGUUCGCAUUUAGCUGGUGGCUCGGACGCACGUGAUGCUGAAACAGCGGGCGGUGCAGCUUCCGGUGCGGAGAUUGAGUCGGCGGCAGCUGCACGACGUCGGGCGGAACGAGCCCUAGCGGAGCAGCGAAGAGCCGAUUUAGAAUUGCUUGAGGCUCGUCGUCAGCAGCGUAAACUUAAUUUUCUUCUCACACAAACGGAGCUCUAUUCCCACUUUAUGGCCAAAACCAUGUCUGGUGGAACUGCUGGUGGGGAUGGUAGAGUAGAAUCCAUACUUGAACGGCUUCAGGAGGGGCCGAAAGUCUCAGAUGAGGCUGGUAAUGCGGAAUCCACUUUGGCGGAGGCUGCCAAAGCUGCGGCAGGGAGACUUGGUAUCAAUGUGGACGAUGAGUUUGAUGCGGAAGCGUUGAAAGCGCAGGCAUUGUCACGUGUUCAGACAGCGAUUGAGAGGGAAAAUCAAGCUAGGUCAGAAUUCAAUCAAAGUGGUCAACAUCCAAUGGAAACAGAGAUGGACAUUUCAAAACCACCAGCGCUUUUCAAGGGCGAUUUGAAGACCUAUCAAUUGAAGGGGUUAGCAUGGUUACUGACCCUCUUCGAUCAGGGCAUAAAUGGAAUUCUUGCUGAUGAGAUGGGUCUCGGAAAGACGGUUCAGACUAUUGCAUUUUUAGGCUCUCUAGCUGAGCUCCUCACAAAUGUCGAUGCAGAUGAGGGUCCCACCGCCGUAUCGGUCUCGAUAUAA